AACGAUGCGGGAUGCGGAUUAUGUUAUGGAUCGCGUAGGGAUGGUAAACAAGUCGCACAACAGCUGUGACUUUAUCUAGUCACGGCCGAGAUAAAUGGGGAACGUCGCGAUCGCUGGAAUCGAGGUCGCUCGCUGAAGUGUGAAUUUUCCGGAGGAGAGAUCGAGGCCAGCGGGGCGAAUUAAAUGCCUCGAGGAUCCUCUCGUGUGACAGUUUGACGGAGCAGCGGACCGCUGAGGUUAUGUCAUUCCGUCAAAGUGUUCGCAUCUCAUCGAGAGACUCGUCGGCCGUCACGUAGACGGGAGCCAAGGCUAUAAUGGGCGACCACAUCGGCGAUAAUAUAUUAAUCCCGCAAGUCGACAAUGUCGUGUUGGUCGACAAGAGCGAUGGCAAUAACAAGAGCAUGGAUGGGACACUGUGCAUCAGCGGCCACCACCUCAUCCUGUCCUCCAGGCAGGACGACGGCCAGGAGCUUUGGCUGAUGAACAGAAACAUUGACGUCGUGGAGAAGAAACUGAAUGCUCAGAGCCCGGGCGGUAGUAUAAUAUUGAAGUGCAAGGACUUUCAGAUCCUUCAGUUAGACAUCGGUUCUACUAACGACUUAAUCAACGCCAUAUUAUCCAUAGAGAAGCUAAUAUCCCUAGAUCAAACUCUACAAUAUCCAUUCUUCUAUCGACCACAGACAACCAAUAACGUCAUAGUACAGAUAGAAGACGGAUGGACAGCGUUUGCACCUGUCUCCGAGUGGUCCAGAUUGUUGGCGGCUCACGGGGACGAGUGGCGUAUCAGUUACCUAAACAGGGAUUACAAAGUUUGUAAUUCGUAUCCGUCGGCGGUCAUAGUGCCACGUCAAGUAGACGAUAAAGUUGUAAUAGCUUCAGCUGGCUUUAGGGACGGUGGAAGGUUUCCCGUUUUAUGUUACAGACACGAAGGAGGGAGUAUACUGUUGAGAAGCGGUCAGCCGUUAUGCGGUGCUACCGGUAAGAGAUGCAAAGAAGAUGAAAAACUGUUGAAUGCGGUUCUAGGUCCUGGGAGACGUGGUUACAUAGUGGACACAAGAUCGGUCAAUCAGGCGCAGAGUGCCAGAGCCAGAGGCGGAGGCACGGAAAUGGACGCGGCUUAUCCACAAUGGCGAAAAGUACAUAAACCAGUUCCUCGGCCGCACGAUUUGGCCGAUAGUUUCUACAAAUUGAUAGAGGCUUGCAACGAUGUCAACAGUUCCACUUCGCAGUGGCUGUCGAAACUGGAUAGCAGCGGAUGGCUGACCGCUGUGCAGAGCGCUUUAAAUGCUGCUUGCGUCACCGCGCAAUGCCUGCAUCAAGAAGCCGCGGCCGUACUGGUGCACGGCAGCACAGGUAGGGACUCUACGUUGGUCGUGACCAGCUUGGCCCAGGCAAUACUGAAUCCUGAUUGUCGAACGGUACGAGGACUUCAGGCACUCAUAGAGCGCGAGUGGUUACAAGCCGGCCAUCAAUUUUUUAGUCGGACCCGUUGCGGAGCGUAUCAAUCUUCAAGCUCGCAAAAUCCGACGCACGCGCCGACCUUUCUCCUUUUCCUCGAUUGCCUGUUUCAGCUGCAUCAUCAAUUCCAAUUCAGCUUCGAGUACACCGCGGAUUUGCUCAUCAAGUUGCAUAAGCACGCCUAUUCCUCGAACUAUGGUACAUUUUUAGGUGAUUCGGAAGCGGAGAGGAUAAAAUUACGGCUGUCCGAGCGAACCUACAGUUUAUGGUCGUACAUGAAUCAACCGGACGUUUUGGAACAGUGGAUAAAUCCGUUGUACGAACCGAAUCCGGGAGUGAUUUGGCCCAGCGUCGCACCCAUCAGUAUUCAACUGUGGAAAGAACUGUAUCUCGCGCAUACGAGUGCAGCCCCGUGGGACGGCAUGCUCUCCUACGCGAAGCAGAUCAAGCAGAAUCACACGGCGGUGCGCAAAGUGGCCGGACAGCUGCAGGCGCAGAUCAAGCAGGCGUUGGAGGAGAUUCGAUCGGAUCCGGACAUGUCGCGGGGAGACGCGGACAAUCAAGAGGACAACCAUCCCCGUAUAGCGCAAUUGAGCCUAGAGUCUCAGAGUACUUGAUACAGAUCGUAGAGGCCGAAGAAAACCGAAGAAAUCUGCGCGCUGCAGAUUCAACGAUCUUGUCAAUAUGCCUUUAAUUAUACAAUACUACGUUAGUCCGCAAGGAUCAACGGGUCUUCACGAUAACCUGCCACGAAUGCUGAAGCCUUCGUAAUAAAUUCUCGCGAUGCAAUUCUUUCGACUUCUCGCCGAGAUGACGAAGAGAGUGUCUAUUAGUUUAAGAAUAGGUCUGCGAUCCAUGGAUCGUAUUAUCGUUGUCAAUAUAGAUUUGCAUAUUGCGUAUCAUGUAAAAGGUAUAUCUGUCACAUCACUUCAGUCAAUAUUAUAAGUCACGCGAUUUUCUUCUAUAUAUAGUAAAACUCGCAUUACCAAAAGGGUUCUAUCAAGUUCUAUUUAAACGAUUUAAACGAGAAGAGAUAAAUUGUGAUAUUUUUUAUUUCACGACAAUGCAUAAUUUGUAUUAUACCAUGAAACAGAAUUAACAAGAUAUUACACAAUAUACAUAUAUAUAUAUUAUAUACAAAAGAAAUUUUAUAUAUAAUAUAUAUAUACAGAUAUAUAAAA
Molecule: messenger RNA, 2639 nt
Organism: Temnothorax curvispinosus
Lineage: Eukaryota; Metazoa; Arthropoda; Insecta; Hymenoptera; Formicidae
Product: myotubularin-related protein 9
Exons: 7
Coding region: 315-2075 (586 amino acids)
Biological process (GO): negative regulation of autophagy
Source: RefSeq, a predicted model, not a curated record